Molecule: messenger RNA, 1701 nt
Organism: Rhipicephalus sanguineus (brown dog tick)
Lineage: Eukaryota; Metazoa; Arthropoda; Arachnida; Ixodida; Ixodidae
Product: neprilysin-4-like
Exons: 3
Coding region: 1-1701 (566 amino acids)
Biological process (GO): protein processing
Cellular component (GO): plasma membrane
Molecular function (GO): metalloendopeptidase activity
Source: RefSeq, a predicted model, not a curated record
AUGUGUUGCUAUGGGCUCUUAUGUCUUGUGGCAGUAAAAGGGCCCCAACGACCUACCCUCGAUGAGUCUGAGCUAUCACACCUGCUGUCAAAGAAGAGAAACUACGUGCACACUGUCGCCCUGAUCGGCUGCUCUCUCGCCUCUGUCGUUGCCUGCGUCAUCAUCCUACUCCUCAUCCCUGUCCAUGGCAACAGCCCCGAGGUGCACGUGUGGUCAGAGAACGUGUGCACUACGCGUGCCUGCGACCGACAGGCGCGCUUCCUCCACGAGACCAUGCAGCCAUCGGCGGACACCUGCCGCGAGUUCAGCAUCCUCAUGUGCGGCCGUUGGACACACGAUCACGCCGUCGCCACCGAUGUGGACGCCCUGCUGAGGGAAAGCGCACUCCAACAAGACGCCAGGUUCCUGCGAAAUCACACGGGCAGGUUCGACGCAACUCGGGAAGCACGCCGCAUGUUGCACUCUUGUCUAGAGCAGCAGUCCGAUCAAAAAGCGCACCGGGCUGCUCUUCGCACUUUCCGCGAUUUUCUCCGCGAUCGUGGCCUGCCCUGGCCCAACAAACCGACCGGAGAGCGGCACCCUUUCGACGUGCUUCUCGACCUGAGUAUCAACUGGCGCAUCGACCUGUGGUUUGGCGUGCGCCUACGCAGAAAUGGGCUGCGCAGAAUACAAUUUAAGGAGACUCCAGUCGCGUUGUCGACGAUGUUGAGGGCCGAACAUGCAGACGAGCGUCAAACCGUGGCCGAGGUGAUGUUUUACGCCGAAGCUGUCGGCGGCGGCCUCCAGUACACGAAACUGAGAGCAAAACGUGUAUCCAGUACUCAUACGCACGUCCUGCUAUCAUUCAGGAACAUUUCGUGCCUCAACCCGAGGCUGAAGCGGCUGCGCAUCACGCUAUUAGCGAAAGUGGAAGAAUGGGCGCCGGCGGUCACGUCUUCGCAGUGGCUCGCUUUCCUUCGAAAGCAUUUGGGCGAGACUUUGAACGUUCAUGCGUACACAGAAAUUCUGAUCGACAGCCUUGAACACUUUACAGUGAUUGGAGGCCUGUUGAACAAGUUCGGAGCAAAUGAGCUGCUCAAUGUGAUCGGGUGGUGGAUGGUGCGUCUCUUCGCCGAUCUCGGUGCGCUAGCGGUGGACAACGACGACCACGCGCAGGCCUUUUCACCCGUUGCUUGCCAGAGACGAGUGGAUGCUUGCUACGGUCCAGCAGUGACGGCUGAGAUGGUACAACAGUACUGGACGCCAGAACACGCAAAGGCCGUGAAUGACAUCUUCACCGCCGUCCAACACGAGGCUUUCAUUUUGGUUCAACGGCUGUCGUGGAUGGGCGCAGUAAGCAAGAAGCAGGUCAUUCGCAAGCUGCAUGCACUAAAGCUGAACUUCUGGCCCCAUUCGUCGGACGAGCUGUUGAUGGAAGGGGCGUACAGUGGAUUCCCUGAGCGUGAACCGCUCUACAUCGAGCACUGGCUGAAGGCGAAAGAAGCCAUGCGUUCUCUUCUGGGCACCGAGGCCGGUGAGCUCCUCGACCGGAUACCGACCGCCGCCUGGGACGCCCUGAUCGAGUACGACUACUGGGGCAACGCGGUUGCCGUGUCGAUGGCCACGCUGCAGGAGCCCGUCUUCUCGCGCAGCUUCCCGCAGACCAUCAACUAUGCCGGCCUCGGCACGAUGUUCGCGAGUGCGCUUGUCCAGGCCCUUUGA